This is a messenger RNA of Scomber scombrus (Atlantic mackerel), 600 nucleotides long. It is a transcript of the gene st6galnac3, whose product is annotated as ST6 (alpha-N-acetyl-neuraminyl-2,3-beta-galactosyl-1,3)-N-acetylgalactosaminide alpha-2,6-sialyltransferase 3. The transcript is spliced from 2 exons. Gene Ontology annotation, biological process: ganglioside biosynthetic process; oligosaccharide metabolic process. The record is from RefSeq and is a predicted model, not a curated record. Lineage: Eukaryota; Metazoa; Chordata; Actinopteri; Scombriformes; Scombridae. Gene Ontology annotation, molecular function: alpha-N-acetylgalactosaminide alpha-2,6-sialyltransferase activity. The coding region runs from base 52 to 600 and encodes 182 amino acids.
CCCCUGAAACUACACUGUGAGCUCUGCAGCAUCGUGUCCAGCUCUGGCCAGAUGUUGGGCCAGGCUGCAGGCCCGCAGAUCGACCGCUCUCCCUGCAUCUGGCGUAUGAACAAUGCGCCUACACGGGGCUUUGAGCACGACGUGGGCCAGCGAACCACCCUAAGGGUCGUCUCGCACACCAGCGUCCCCCUGCUGCUUCAGAAGCCCCAGUACUUCUUCGGGCAGGGCAACGACACCGUCUACGUCGUGUGGGGGCCACUACGAAACAUGAGGAAGGACGGGAAGGGCAUUGUAUACAACAUGCUGCGACAGGCGGCGGAGAACUACCCUCACGCACGCAUCUAUGUCACUACAGAGGACAGGAUGAACUACUGCGACAUGGUCUUCAAGAAGGAGACGGGAAAAGACAGGACUGAAGGUUACAGAAAAGUUCCCUACCACUACUACGAGGCCGGCAGCCGGGACGAGUGUGCAGAGUACCUCCUUCAUGAGAGUGCCCCCUACGGAGGGCACCGCUUCAUCACAGAGAAGUCUGUGUUUGCCAAAUGGGCCAAAACUCACGCCAUCAAGUUUUUCAACCCACCGUGGCAGCUGUCGUGA